UAUUGUUUUCUGUCAUUCCUAGUCAUAACCAUAACUAUCAAAUAAAAUAUUUUUUAUAAAAAGUUUAUGCAAGUUUGUUCUUUUCUUUAAUCACUUCACAAAAUGAAUGAAACUAAAAAAUUAGAGCACGCCUCCCUUGUUUCGAAAAUAUGUACACAACUGGAGAAUCAUAUAGGGUUAAACGACAAGGACGUAGCUGAAUUCAUAAUACAUUUAUCUGAAGAAAACAAUACUCUUGAGAGUUUUACAAAAGUAAUCAAAGAUAAUGACAUUGAAUUGUCGGAUUCUUUCAUUGCUGAUCUGCUUCAUAUUAUUCAAGACAAUAAUGGUAGAAUCGCUAAAAUGAGUGAGAAAGCUCCUACUACUGAAAAGAUGAAUGAAGUAGAAAAAUUGGAAUACCUGUCUCUUGUAUCGAAAGUGUGUACAGAAUUAGAAAAUCAUCUUGGACUCAAUGAUAAAGACGUAGCUGAAUUUAUCAUACAUUUAUCUGAAAAAAACAAUACGCUUGAAACAUUCACCAAAGCACUCGUGGACUGUGGGUCUGGAUUUUCUGAUUCUUUUAUUGCUAAUCUACUACGAAUUAUUCAACACAUGAAACCCCCAAAAAAUCAGUCGAAGGAAGAGGCUGCCAUUACUCAAAAAGAAGUAUUAGCCAAGAAAUUUCCAGGAUUAUCCAUUCCUAAUGAGCCUCAGAAACCACUUGAUCUUGAAGGGAAUGAAAAUGACAGCAUUGAUACAGAUAUUGUAGCAGAUAUGAUGAAACAGUUUGAAGCAGAUGCACCUUCAAAGAAAGAUAACAUUGAAAAGGAUUCAAGCCGAAGUAAAGAUGGUAAAAAUAGAAACGAUAGAAAAAGGUCAACUUCCCGACACAGAAGUAGCAGAAGAUCAAGAAGUAGAUCACCUAAGAGACGAAGAUUAAGUCCUAGAUCUUCUGAUAGCAAUUCCAGAAAAGACCAAGAACCUAGAAAAAGGUCAAGGGAGCGAAAAAGAUCUAUAGAAAGGGGUGAUGGGGUCAGAUCUAGAGAAAGAAGGGGUAGAAGUAGAUCAAGAGAUCAGAGGGGUAGAAGUAGAUCUGGAACUAGAAGAGACAGAAGUGGAUCAAGAGGAAGACACCAAAGAAAUAAGUCAAGGGAAAAAAGGAGGGAGAGGAAUCCGGAAAAGAGAAAACAAGAAAGAAAUAGCCCUGAGUUUGAGGAUGACCCGGUUCCUGGAAAGAUAUAUUGUGGAAAAGUCUCAAACAUUGUGCCAUUUGGGUGUUUUGUCCAACUAGAGGGACUCAGAAGAAGAUGGGAAGGACUGGUUCAUAUAUCACAACUUCGGGCGGAGGGGAGAGUAACCAAUGUCUCUGAAGUUGUUUCUAGAGGAAGCAAAAUUAAGGUGAAAGUACUGACUGUGACAGGUCAAAAAGUCUCCCUGUCUAUGAAAGAUGUUUGCCAAAUGACCGGUAAAGAUUUGAACCCUCACUCUCAUGCUCCUUUGGAGCGUGAAGAUAAAGAUAGAAACCCAGAUAGACCUGCAUACAGUAGCACAUCAGUGCUGAGACUUCCUGUAAGCAUCGAUGAAGGCGAGGAGGAUUCAAGAAAAAGAGUUACGAGGAUUUCUAGCCCUGAACGAUGGGAAAUCAAUCAGAUGAUAUCAUCCGGAUGUAUUGACAAGAGUGAGUUGCCUGAGUUCGAUGAAGAUACAGGGCUGUUACCCAAAGAUGAGGAUGGAGGCGAAGCAGAUAUAGAAAUUGAGUUAGUUGAAGAUGAACCGCCAUUUUUACAAGGUCAUGGUCGAGCUGUGCAUGAUCUGAGUCCAGUACGAAUAGUUAAAAAUCCAGACGGAUCUCUAGCGCAGGCUGCUAUGAUGCAAUCUGCUUUAGCUAAGGAAAGGCGGGAACAGAAGAUGCUCCAACGAGAACAGGAAGUCGAUUCUCAGCCAUCAGGAAAAAAUAAGAAUUGGAUAGACCCUCUUCCAGAAGAAGAAUCCAAAGCUACAACUGUCCGAGGGAUUGGCUUGCAAUCACAAGACUUACCAGAGUGGAAAAAACAUGUGAUAGGUGGCAAAAAAUCUUCAUUCGGAAAGAAAACAAAUCUAUCAAUAAUUGAACAACGUCAAUCACUUCCAAUUUAUAAACUGAAAGAAGAACUAAGAAAAGCAGUCACUGAUAAUCAGAUCCUCAUUGUAAUAGGAGAAACAGGAUCAGGAAAAACUACGCAAAUCACCCAGUACCUGGCCGAAGCGGGACUAACUGCUCGGGGAAAAAUUGGAUGUACUCAGCCAAGGCGUGUGGCAGCCAUGUCUGUGGCAAAACGAGUUGCUGAAGAAUUCGGUUGCAGAUUAGGGCAAGAAGUUGGAUAUACCAUACGGUUUGAGGAUUGCACGAGCCCAGAAACAAUGAUCAAGUACAUGACAGACGGUAUGUUAUUGCGAGAAUGUCUCAUGGACUUGGACUUGAAACAGUACUCGGUUAUUAUGCUGGAUGAAGCCCACGAAAGGACAAUCCAUACUGAUGUACUGUUUGGGCUACUCAAGCAAGCUGUUCUGAAACGAAAGGAGUUAAAACUGAUUGUCACUUCUGCUACACUGGAUGCAGUCAAGUUUUCUGAGUAUUUUUUCAAAGCUCCUAUUUUUACCAUUCCUGGUAGGACUUUUCCGGUUGAAGUUUUAUAUACAAAAGAGCCAGAGACUGAUUAUUUGGACGCUAGCUUGGUGACUGUUAUGCAGAUUCAUUUGAGGGAACCGCCUGGUGAUAUUCUUUUGUUUUUGACUGGACAAGAAGAAAUUGACACUGCUUGUGAGAUUUUAUACGAGCGAAUGAAAUCUUUAGGUCCUGAUGUUCCUGAUCUAAUCAUUCUUCCUGUUUACUCCGCACUUCCUUCUGAAAUGCAGACACGAAUUUUUGAACCUGCACCACCAGGCAGCAGGAAGGUUGUAAUUGCUACUAACAUUGCAGAAACAUCACUUACCAUAGAUGGAAUUUUCUACGUUGUAGACCCCGGAUUCGUGAAGCAAAAAGUUUAUAAUUCUAAAACUGGAAUGGAUUCUUUAGUCGUGACACCCAUAUCUCAGGCACAAGCCAAGCAAAGGGCAGGACGAGCUGGACGAACCGGCCCUGGAAAAUGUUACAGGCUUUAUACAGAACGGGCAUAUAGGGACGAAAUGUUGCCAACCCCGGUUCCAGAAAUUCAGCGAACGAAUCUAACAACCACCGUACUCCAACUCAAAACAAUGGGUAUCAACGACUUGCUGAAUUUUGAUUUCAUGGACGCACCACCAGUUGAAUCACUAAUCAUGGCUUUGGAACAGCUUCAUUCGUUAUCAGCUUUGGACGAUGAAGGAUUGCUAACAAGGCUAGGUAGAAGGAUGGCAGAGUUUCCUCUAGAACCCAAUCUUUCCAAGAUGCUCAUAAUGUCAGUUGAUCUACUAUGCUCUGAUGAAAUUUUAACAAUUGUCAGCAUGCUCUCCGUGCAGAACGUCUUCUAUCGACCUAAAGAUAAACAAGCUUUGGCUGACCAGAAGAAAGCAAAGUUCAAUCAGCCCGAAGGCGACCAUCUCACCCUUCUCGCUGUGUAUAAUAGUUGGAAAAACAACAAAUUUUCCAAUGCUUGGUGUUAUGAGAAUUUCGUCCAAGUAAGGACUUUGAAGCGUGCCCAAGAUGUUAGAAAACAAUUGUUGGGUAUUAUGGAUCGGCAUAAACUGGACGUUGUAUCAGCAGGAAGAAAUACCGUGAGGAUACAAAAGGCUAUAUGUUCAGGGUUUUUCAGAAAUGCCAGCAAGAAGGAUCCUCAAGAAGGAUAUAGGACCCUGGUGGAUGGUCAAGUGGUUUACAUACAUCCUUCAAGUGCUCUGUUCAACAGACAGCCUGAGUGGGUGAUAUAUCACGAGCUAGUACAAACAACAAAAGAAUAUAUGAGAGAAGUAACUACCAUCGAUCCAAAAUGGUUAGUUGAAUAUGCCCCUGCAUUCUUUAAAUUCUCGGAUCCAACAAAGCUGUCCAAAUUCAAGAAAAACCAGAGGCUGGAGCCAUUGUACAAUAAGUACGAAGAAGCCAAUGCUUGGAGAAUAUCAAGAGUGAGAAGAAGAAGAAACUAAUUUUUAUCAAUUCAUUUUUUUAUUGUGUGUGUGUUAAUGAAAGGUUUGUGAAUUUUGUGUAUAUAGAUAUUAUUUAUUUUAAAUAUAUAUUAAGAAAUAUCAAUGUUGAACAAAAUUUAUGUAAUAAGACAUAAUUUUCAGUUCUGACAAUUAGAAAAACAAAAGUCUAGCAUCAUUUUUUUCGCUGAGAGGGUACUAUCGACUUUUUUCAAAUGUAUCACUCGCCAAGUUCAAGUGAUGCUGUAUUUAUUGAUUGUUUGGAGGAACUAUUUUCUUAAAGAUAAUUUCAUACUGUUGGGUAAUGUUAAUAUUGAUUAUGCAGAUAACAAUUUUUUUUAUAGCAGAAAAAUCAAAAAUUUGUUAAAUA
Molecule: messenger RNA, 4444 nt
Organism: Leptinotarsa decemlineata (Colorado potato beetle)
Lineage: Eukaryota; Metazoa; Arthropoda; Insecta; Coleoptera; Chrysomelidae
Gene: pea
Product: ATP-dependent RNA helicase pea
Biological process (GO): mRNA splicing, via spliceosome; spliceosomal complex disassembly
Cellular component (GO): catalytic step 2 spliceosome; intracellular anatomical structure
Molecular function (GO): ATP binding; RNA binding; RNA helicase activity
Source: RefSeq, a predicted model, not a curated record